GUGAUUGUGGGCGGCAGGUCAUGUGACUUUUCAGAAGCGGAUUCGUCUGUGCGGAAGGAAAAAGUGAAAAGAUGCGGCGGGUUUGGGCACACUGCCUGGUUGUGUUGAUCUACUUCCUGUGUGCGGCGGGUCACCUCCUUUGUGGGGCGGAGCCUGUGGAGGAUGAGGUCAAAUAUCUGCCCGGGUUAAACAAACAGCCCAGCUUCAGACACUUCUCUGGCUACCUGGACCUGCCCACAGGGAAACACCUGCACUACUGGUUCGUGGAGUCUCAGUCCCAGCCCUCUGUGGAUCCUCUGGUGCUGUGGCUGAACGGGGGCCCAGGAUGCAGCUCUCUGGACGGACUUCUGACGGAGCACGGCCCCUUCCUGAUUCAGGACGACGGAGCGACUCUGAAAUACAACGACUUCAGCUGGAACAAGAUUGCCAAUGUGCUGUACCUGGAGUCUCCGGCGUGGGUGGGCUUCUCCUACUCCGACAACAAAGAUUACAGAACCAAUGACACAGAGGUGUCUCUGAAUAACUACUUGGCUCUGAAGCAGUUCCUGAAGCUCUUCCCCAAGUUUCAGCCCAACCCUGUGUUUCUGACCGGAGAGAGCUACGCCGGGAUCUACAUCCCCACCCUCGCACAAAGGGUCAUGGAGGAUCCAACCAUCAACCUGCAGGGCAUAGCAGUGGGGAAUGGUAUGUCCAGUUACGAGCUCAACGAUAAUUCACUCAUCUACUUUGCGUAUUACCACGGACUUUUUGGUUCGAGUCUCUGGGCCGGACUCCAAGCCUUCUGCUGUGACCAGGGCAAAUGUAAUUUCCACAACACCAAGAACCGCAACUGUUCCGAACUGGUCGCAGAGGUCAUGGACAUCGUCUACAACUCUGGAUUAAACAUGUACAACCUGUACGCACCCUGCGCCGGAGGAGUCAAAGAGAAAUUGGAUGAGCAUCUGGUCGUCAGAGAUUUAGGAAACCUCUUCAUCCACCUCCCACAGACCCACCUGCUUCGACAGAAGCUCUUGGGUUUGUUACCACUUGGUCUUCAUUCUGGUCCUGGCCUUGGUCCUGGUCUUGGUUCGGGUCUCCGGCUGGACCCGCCAUGCACUAACUCCACUGCUUUGACUCUGUACCUGAACAACGUCUAUGUCCGACAGGCCCUGCACAUCCGAGAGCAGGCGCUGCCCUGGGUCAUCUGCAGUGCCGAUGUGAACUUCAACUACAAAAGAGAAUACAUGGACGUGAAGGAGCAGUACCUCGCUCUUCUCUCUGCCCUGAAGUACAGAGUGCUGGUGUAUAACGGGGACGUGGACAUGGCCUGUAACUUCAUGGGAGACGAGUGGUUCGUCGAGUCUCUGAACCAGCCAGUGCAGGUGCUGAGGCGUCCCUGGUUUUACACCACAGACAACGGGAAACAGGUCGGAGGAUUCGUCAAAGAGUUUGAGAACCUCUCCUUCCUCACUGUAAAGGGCUCAGGUCACAUGGUCCCCACUGACAAACCGGCCGCCGCCUUCGCCGUCUUCUCCCGGUUCAUCCGCAAAGAGCCCUUCUGACCUCUGACCCCCGCCCGGCCG
Molecule: messenger RNA, 1562 nt
Organism: Periophthalmus magnuspinnatus
Lineage: Eukaryota; Metazoa; Chordata; Actinopteri; Gobiiformes; Gobiidae
Gene: ctsa
Product: cathepsin A
Exons: 15
Coding region: 72-1541 (489 amino acids)
Biological process (GO): proteolysis
Molecular function (GO): serine-type carboxypeptidase activity
Source: RefSeq, a predicted model, not a curated record